UUGUGUGUGUGUGUGUGUGCGCGCGCGCGCUGUACGAAAGCAGCCUGUAUGCACGCGCGCCUACUUCUGCCUCGUUGACACACGGGCGUUCUAUUUUAAACCGCAACACUGACAAAACCGUUGCUAUUUAGCAAAAAUUUAAUUCAGCAAACAGUAACUCCGAGUCCACGUUGAAUUCACACGGACUAUUUAGUUAUAGCUGCAUGAGGGAAAACCGAGUGAUGGCAAUGUUUCUGACCAAGGAGAUAAUCUUGAUGUUUCUUUUCCUGGGCAGUGCAGCCUCUCUACAAGUGAGCAUUAUGCCUGCACAAGGAGAAGUAAGCGUCGGAGAGUCCAAGUUUUUCUUGUGUGAAGUUGUCGGUGCAGUGAAGGGAAUCGACUGGUUCUCACCGAGCGGCGAGAAGAUUGAAUCCAGUAGGCAGGACAUCACAGUGAUCCGCAAUGACGAGACAUCCUCUACGCUCACUAUCUACAAUGCUAUCAUUGACAAUGCCGGCACGUACAAGUGUGUAGCCACCAGCGGAGACCAGCAGGCUGAGGCCACAGUGAACGUGAAAAUAUACCAAAAGAUUACCUUCAAAAAUGUUACAUCACCCCAGGAGUUUACUGAGGGGGAUGACGCCAUCAUCGUAUGUGAUGUGAUUAGCUCCCCACCACCCACUAUCAUGUGGAAACACAAAAGGGCAAAAAUCCAGUUUGACAAAGAUGUUCGGUUCAAGAAUUUGGACAAUAACCACCUGCAGAUCAGAGGGAUCAGAAAGGCAGAUGAAGGAGUGUACACCUGUGAGGCCCGCAUUAUGGCUCGAGGAGAGAUUGAUUUCCGUGAUAUCAGAGUUGUAGUAAACGUUGUUCCCACUAUCAGAGUGCGACAAGCCGAGGUGAACGCCACCGCAGACAUAAGCCACUCUGCCAUGCUGGCCUGUGAUGCAGACGGCUUCCCUGAACCUACAAUCACAUGGAUGCGCUCUCUCCGGCGUGAGGUUCUUCUGGAGAGCGGGAUUAAGUACAGCUUCAAUGAAGACGGCUCAGAGAUCACAAUAAUGGAUGUGAAGAAGCUAGAUGAAGGAGAUUACACCUGCAUUGCCAGAAACAAAGCUGGGAUGAGUGAAGAAGAAGUCGGCCUCAGAGUUUUUGUGAAACCCAAAAUCACAUACUUGGAAAACCAGACCACUACAGAGAUGGAGGAGCAGAUCAGGUUGACGUGCGAAGCCACAGGAGACCCGACACCCAGUAUCACGUGGAGCUUUGGUACGCACGUAUUUGCAGAGGGAGAACAGGAGCAUCUAAAGAGGAUUUAUCAGGCAUCUUGGACUCGACCAGAACAACACAAGAGUGAAGACGGGAGUGUGGUGGUGCGCAGUGACGCCCGUGUCUCUUCUCUGACACUAAAGUACGUACAGUACACCGACGCUGGACAGUAUCUCUGCACGGCUAGCAACGCUGUAGGCCAGAGCUCCCAGUCCACGUUCCUUGAAGUGCGCUACGCACCAAAGAUCCUGGGCUCAGUGGCAGUCUACACGUGGGAGGGGAAUCCUGCCAACAUCAGCUGCGAGAUCCUGGCUCACCCCAGUGAUGUGUCUAUCAUGUGGCUGCGAGAUGGACUCCAGCUACCCAACGCCAACUCCACCAACGUCAAAAUCUAUACAACCCCCACUGCCAGCUACCUGCAGGUUAACCCGGACUCCCAGAAUGACUUUGGCAGCUAUAACUGCACCGCUUCUAAUGAGAUCGGGACCGAAUCCAAAGAGUUCAUCCUGAUUCAGGCUGAUGUUCCCUCGGCUCCGACCAUCACUCAGGUGAAUCCCUACUCAAGCACGGCUGAGGUACUGUUUGAUGAACCUGAAGCUUCUGGAGGAGUUCCUGUGCUCAAGUACCAUGCCGAGUGGAGAGUAGGGAACAAAAACAAAUGGGUCCAGCGCAUCUAUGAAGUCCGAGAGGGGCUGAGUGCGGUCACAAUCACGGGCUUAAAACCAGACACGAAGUAUGAAGUCAAGAUGUCUGCUAUCAACGGCAAGGGAGAAGGCGAGAGCAGCUCUAUAGUUGCCUUCAAGACAGAACCUGUUCGGGAGCCCAGUCCCCCUAAAUUGGAGGGAGCCAUACAGUCAAAAGGCAAUGUACUUAAAGUCAGGUGGAUCAAGCAGGAUGACGGAGGCUCGCCCAUCACACACUACCUCAUCCGGUACAAAGCUAGAGAGGACUUGGCCUGGAAAGACGAGGUCCGUGUCCCGAGCACAAGUGGACACGUCCUCCUAAGCGGCCUGGACUGGAACACUGAGUAUGACGUGACGGUGGUGGCCGAGAACCAGCAGGGCAAGUCACAACCUGGCUUGUUGAACUUUCGCACGUCCUCUGAGCCCUCCACCACUCCAGACUACGUGGAGGAUGGCCCAGGCCUAAGUACAGGGCUGAUUGUUGGGAUCCUCAUCCUGGUGUGUGUGGUCCUGUUGUUGGCCGUGGACGCCACCUGCUGCUUCGUCAACAAGUGUGGCUUGCUAAUGUGUCUCUGUGCCAAAUCCGGGACCAGUCCAAAGGGCAAGGAUGUAGAGGCAGGAAAGGCUGCAUUUGUGAAGGAUGACUCCAAAGAGCCCAUUGUAGAAACGAGGAAAAAGGAUGGGCUCACAGCUAACCAUGAUGUAGGGGGACACACCGAGCCAAAUGAGACCACGCCCCUUACUGAGCCGGAGUAAGUGUGUCCUUUUUGGUGUGAUGCACACUGUAGGGAUAUAACUGAAUCUGAAUACAUUGGGAUUAAACGGAUGAUGUGUCCUAAACAAAUAUGAAUACAGAUACUAACAAUAGGCAGAGUAUUUGUUUUUUUUGUUGUUUGUUUUUGUUUUUGUUUUUUGUUUUUGACAAAAAGCUUCAGAUUAGGAGUGUGCAACUAGAACGAACCAAAACAGUUAUGUGUGUGCAAACUAAAGAUUUUUUAUUUAAUGUAGAGGGCAGCUCACAGAAGCACAAAAUGACAUGAAAUGUAAAGACAUAGGGAAUGCGUGUUAUGCAUGCAAAUUCCUUUCCUGAAUCUUUUUGUAGGAAGCGGUAUGUAAAUAGUGGUGUGCAUUUCUAAUUUGUACUAUAUUUCUGCAAUACAUAAUCAUUAUACAUAGAACCUGGUAACCCUGCUCUUUUGGUUCUUCUACUGUCUCUUUUUUUUGUGGUGUGUGUAUAUACAAGAUUCAAUUAUACAAAGUAAGCGUGAUCGAGUCAGGUAGUAGUUACAAUAACUAUAGUAUUUAAAUUAAAAUGGCUGGGGUUCAAGCCUCAACUCAGUUGAGUGUUCUGAUUUAAUAUGCAUAUCUUUUCAGUGUAGAAAGUCGAUUCAUGUGUGCAUGUGUAAAUAUGAAUGUCCUUCUUCAAAGCACUAAAAUGGAAACUUUUGUUUAAUUGAAUCUUGUCAUUAGAAACUUGUUCAAAUUAGGUUUAGCAUAAGUUUUGAGGAGAAACGUAAUAUUUGUGUGUAAACCAUACAUAAUAUUUUUUUCUUAAAUCUAACGGACCACACAUUCCAUUUUUUCAGUGUACUAGGUGUUCAGCUACAGAAUGUUGUUCCAUGCGCCACCUGGUGGUUACUGUGUGAAGCACAUCAAAUUAAGUGAAAUUCUAAGAAGCUUGCCUGCAGUGUGCCGUGUGAUCACACAUGACGAAUCGCAUGAAACCGUGUGAAAAAACAUGCAUUCUUAAAAGCCACAUCUGUACUGUUACUUUUUCCAUGUGACCGGUCUGUUUUUUUGUUAAGCAAUAGAUCCACCUCUUGUUAAUAGCUGCUCCACCAAACUGGCAUUACAGUCAUUAUUAUAUUUAAUUUCAUCAUGCUUGAAGUGACUAGCAUCUCUCUUUCUCGCUCUCUCUCUCUCUCUCUCUCUCUCUCU
Molecule: messenger RNA, 3869 nt
Organism: Ictalurus furcatus (blue catfish)
Lineage: Eukaryota; Metazoa; Chordata; Actinopteri; Siluriformes; Ictaluridae
Gene: ncam1b
Product: neural cell adhesion molecule 1b
Exons: 19
Coding region: 204-2687 (827 amino acids)
Biological process (GO): cell adhesion
Cellular component (GO): membrane
Molecular function (GO): protein binding
Source: RefSeq, a predicted model, not a curated record